CAGGCGCAGGCGGAAGUCGGUGGAAUGGUGUGGCUCCAGCUUGGAUACAUUUGUAGCGGAGGAGGAGAAGCCCUUGGAAAGCAGGAGAUCCCAGUGGAUACAGAGGGAAUCAGCAGUCGCAGCUCACUCUGCCUACCCUUCAUUGCAGGCCUGUUUUUAACCAAGGAACACUGAGCAUUCCAGGUUUGAGUGCUGUUUUCACACAAGUCACCGCUCCCAACAUUAUUCCUGGUGUUCAGGUUUGGAAGCAGCCUCAAGGGAAACAAUGAGCCAAGAGGGUUUAAACUCAGCUGCGGUCCCUCUCUGUGCAGAGGAUGUCCAGGGAGAUGGUCGCUGGAAGUCACUGCACAACAGAUUUGUCCUGGACUGCAAGGAUAAAGAACCUGAUGUCCUUUUCGUAGGUGACUCCAUGGUGCAACUUCUGCAGCAGUACGAAAUCUGGAGGGACCUGUUCUCACCGCUGCAUGCACUUAACUUUGGGAUUGGAGGAGAUACCACGAGACAUGUCUUGUGGAGGCUUGAGAAUGGAGAACUAGAAAACAUCAAACCCAAGGUGAUUGUCCUCUGGGUGGGGACCAACAACCAUGAACACACAGCCGAGGAAGUAGUCGGUGGGAUCGAGGCGAUUGUACACCUAAUUAACAUAAGGCAACCUCAGGCCAAAGUGGUGGUAUUGGGUCUCCUGCCUCGUGGGGAGAAGCCCAAUCCUUUGCGAGAGAAGAAUGCAGAGGUGAACGUGCUGUUGAAGAGAUCCAUCUUGAAGUUCCCAAAUAUGCAGUUCCUGAAUGUCGAUGCAGAGUUUGUGCAUUCUGACGGCACCAUCUCCCAUCAUGACAUGUUUGAUUACUUGCACCUCACCCAAAUUGGCUAUGCCAAAGUUUGCAAACCUGUCUAUGAACUGCUAGUUCAGCUCCUGGAGGAGACACCUGAGGAGAAACAAGCCACCCUGGCAUGAUCGCAUCAAAGCCCUUCAUAUGUCAUUGCCAUCUCUUUUAAACUGGGAUCCGACCAGCACUACAUUUAGAAUCCUGCAACGCUCCUGCCUGGAACGUUUGAGUAAAGGCACCCUGAUUUGUUUCAAUAUUUUGAAGUGCAGGGUUCCCUGUGAAGUGGACACUGUUUGUUCUAUAUCGAAGCAUUAGGCUACAUUUGAAAUAGACAGUGCAGUUUAUAUAUACAUUGCUCUGUUACUGUCAUUUGGCAUAAUGAGGUCAUGUUGAACAUAGAUGUGUGUCUGCAAUAAUUAGCCAUUGGUCACCAUAUACUAGAGGAAAAAGACACCUGUCUUCCAUUGAUUUUUCUUCUUUAAUUGCUGACUUGGUGUAAUGUGAAUCCCCAUUUACGUCCAACUCUCUUUUAAACAUAGAUAUAGUGGCCACAGAAAUUAGUCUGUUGGCAGUUGUAUGGUACAGAUAUUCUUUUUAUGAAAAUUGACUCAUUCAGAUUUUUCCAACACAGUGCGUUAGUCUCCAGUACUUUGUAAAUACUAUAGUGAGGAGCUGUGGAGACCUCUAGUGGUAGUGAGAGUGCUGUCUUUUCACCAUUUUGGGUUCAACAUUGUUGAAUUUGCUUCCAUUCUACAUUACGAGACAUUGGAUGUGUUAAUGUUCCUGAUUUCAAACUUUUAACACAGUUAUUCAUCUUUGAGAUGGAAGGGCUUUCCAAUUCCAUCAUUGCCAGUCACCAUUAUGUGAAUGAGAAUCCUGUUCUGCAACUAUUUUCUUUUGAUUAUUCUUCAUUCAGCACAGAGUGGAACAUCAAAAAGGAGUCUUAUGCAGUUUUAAUUCUUGUUGGUCUCUUUCCACACUUUUGUUUCACUGAACUCUUUGGAGGAAUUGUCUGGGCGAAUGAAUGGGUCUCUACCUAUCUUGAUGCCUUUGGAACAUGACUGCACCUUCACAGCAGUAUUUGUCGCACACGUAGAUCAUGGGUGAAGCAUUGCAUUAAGGGUUUGCCAGUCCUUGGGUAAGAAGCUUUUCCCCACCAACAUCAUGGAGGGCAGGCUUUCCACAAUGUAAAAAUUUCUAAUAACAUCCACCUGUUCUUUAGAGUUGUACAUCUGUUGUUGCAGGAGGUCAUGCGGCCAGUUAUUUGGCCGUUUAACAAUACACCAAAUAAGUGAGAGGUAUUCCCAGUAUUGGGUAACACAGCAAAAAGGUUGAACAUGGCCAUUGAUGUUUACUAUCCCUCUGAGUGGAAGUAAUAAUGUUGCUUCCUGCUAAAUCUGAGCUGUGGGCCAUGAUGUUUGUUGCUGAGUCGGCCCUGCCUUGCUCGCUUUGUCAGAGUUGACUGUGAAAUUGGUGCCAUGAGGAAACAGUCAAAGUUCAUUGAUGUGUUACUGGAUGUAAAGUACAAUACCUGCGUGAAUUUGCUUGCUGGACGAAUCUUGAAAAUGAGUCAAUGAAGGAAAUUUCUGUGAGGACACUCCGUGUAUUCAGUUUUAAUAAAUAUAUAAACCCUGCUUCUAGAAUUAGCUUACCUAUCAGGAUCGGCUUAUCUUUCAUUGUCUUUCAUUCAGUUUCAAAGAUUUUUAUUUGUUUGUAUCUUAAUUCUGUUUGUCUCCAUUGCUGCUCCCAGCAGGGAAAAUAUAAUGGAGACAGUGGGAAGCAGGUGCCUUGUUUCCAGAUUAUAAUUUGCGACAUACUUUUAACAUUGGCCGAAGGGCAAGCAUUAUGUGAUGGGAAAGGGAGAGAGAGGUGCCCCUGUACAAAUUCAGUGGAGAUAAGUAGGAGAGGGUUAAACUCCUGUCUCCCUGUUCCAUGCUAAUGUCCCUGGCACACAAGAUUAUUACUUCACCCAAAUUUCACUUUGCAGGAAUGUUUAUCAUGCUACAGAUCUGAACCUUCUUGUUUGACCUCCUACCUUGUUCUUUCAGUUCUGUCUUUAUUGAACUUUGGACCACAUAUACGGUGGCAGCCAUGUCAUUUCAUUCCUGGGUAGCUGAAGAGUAAUAUUCAAAGCUAGCAGAGUCCGAAGUAACUCUUCACUGUGUAAUGACCUGUAUUAGUCUAUUGGCUGCUAGCUUGUCAACAGCUUCAAACAGUAAUUCAGUACCACUGAAUAACAUGGGUCACCGUGAUUUAGAACAUUGCUUCCUCUUGAUGUUGGUAGAAUGGGACCAAACAACUCCCAAAUUUAACGUGAUCAAGGCACUGGGGAUCAGAACCUGGGAAACCUGAAAGCAACUCCAAAUUUUAGAGCCAGGGUAGGGUGGUGAUGAAACUAUUGACCAAAGCACUGGCAGUAUCUUAGAUAAAUACUAUCAGAAUAGUGAUCUUAUUGCUACUGUACGUUGCAUGAAAAACAUAUUUCACACCUGUCAGGUUGUUUUUAAUUAAAUUUUUAAGAAAGUUUGUAAAUUCUCCUUUUAAAUCCUGGUUUGGGUAUUGUCCUUUGAACAAAAGCAACAGCUACUGAUAGAGGAGCCUUGAUCCUAAUAUGCCGUACGGAGUGAAUUGCAGGAUUCUAUAUGCUGCUGCAUUGAUACAUCUUAACAGAGAUCAAGCUAUAUUGUUCCAUUUUGAAAUGUACACAUCAUGAAGUAUUAUCCCUGGCUGUUUACUCCAUUAAUACUGCACAAGUAAAUACCUGUCUGCAUUCUGAAAUGCCUGCAGUAAUGAUAUGCUGAAAUGAUCUGUUAACCUGCCCACCUGGAUCUGAACGCACUGCACCAUGGCUUUUUUAGUAACUUAAUUCUUGUAAAUAUUUGACAUUUCCAAGCCCCCUUUUCAGUUUGUAGAUUGACUGACUGACUGACUGACUUGUUUGGUUUAAUCUUAAAAGUAACAGUUAUGAAGAUGGUGCAAUUAGUACAUCUGUGUCAUCUUCUGCUAGGAGGUAGCCAUUGUGCAGAUAAUCAUGUGCCCAUGUUUCACACGCCUAGUUAUUUACAGGCUGACAGAAGUCGAGUGCACAGGACUGAACCCAACAAAGCAAUAGUAACGGUUUAUUGUGUCCCUGAGAGUAGUCAAGGGGGUUUCUGCUGGAAAGCCAUGUGUAAGACUAGUCAAAUCCAAACAUAGUUUGCCCAACAUGUUUUGGAAAGGAUGAGGAUUAAUACAUAAUAGAGCUGGAUAACAACUUUAUAUUCAGCUUCUACGUUUGCAAAUGUAAAUAAUUAAAAUUACUCCACUUCUAGAAGAGAAGUGAAAUUAAUGCUGUACUUGAACCUCAGUCAACAAUUCCUUUCCGUAAAUAACUUUAUGUCUAGGAAUAAGCCCUUUGAAUUCCUUUGGGUCAAUAUUGUGCACUAUGCUUCAGUGGCCAGAGCCACAAAGACUUAUUUUAAUACUCUGGUCAUUGUGAACUGUUUCUUUCUGUUUGUUGUUUAAAAAUCUCUGCUCUGUAACUUGAAUACUAUCUUACAUUAGUCAAGGACAGAUUAGGUGUCAGGAGAGGGCUUUACAGAGAAUUAUGGUCUGCAGUAACACUUAACCAAAAUUUGAAGGUGAAAAUUAUAGAACAGUUUUUAUGACCCAAAUAAAUAAACUGCAAGCCGACCUGUUGGGAAGCAUUAAGGAACAAGAGAGUGAUAUCAUUGAAAGGUGUUAUAUUCCUGUUUGGGUUUAUAAUUAAAUGUAAUGUUCCAGGUUUUCUGGCAUAUUACCUUCUGAAGGACUGGCAUAUGCACUGAAUCAAUUCCUAUGAGUAUAAGCGAAGCAUUGAUAGGACAGGAUACUAUUAAUGCUGUGACUGCCUCUCCCUUUUUUAUAUCCAGAAGCGCUUUCAUGCAAAGCUGAACAGUUUGUUUCCCACCAUCCAUGUUCACUCUAUCAUCUUCUGCAUUGAAUGUACCUGUGAAUGCUUUCAAAAUAUAUAUAUUGUUUCUGCUUCACCAGCCAUGUUAAUGUUAAACUAGCUGUGGGAAACUGCAAUGAAUUUACAGAAGCAGCUGAAGAUGCUUUUUGUUCCCAUGUUCAAUUCUGCAGUCAGUUUUAUGAGAGGUUUUCACCUGUGACUGACGCAAUUGCCUGUCCUCGAUUUAACACUGUAGAACAGUAACCAAGGAACAGUGUGUAAAGUACUUGUCCUAAUCAGAUUAGGACUAUGUGAACUAACACCCUAAGCUCAAAUGUAUGGAUGGCACUAUGAUUCUCCAUUUAGUAAAAAAAAACACACAUAGUGCCAGGGCCAUGUUUAUAUUCUGCUCAUUACAUUAAGCAGUUCUGUGAUCUAAAAGAUAUACUCCUUAUUUUCUCAGACCUCCAUAUUAAAGUUUUUCAUUUUGUUUUAAAAGAUAUGCUGUAGAAGAAUUUCUGGAACGUGGGCCAAUGAUGUGUUGACUGUAGGCACACUACAUUAUACUGAAUAAAAAAAAAUCACCAAAAGGCUUUUUUGAAAAUGUUUCCUGCGUUCUCAUAUUUUACUAUACAGAUAUUGGCAUGUAUGAUCUCUGUGCAAGGUUAUGCUUCCAGAAACACAUUGUAUAGUAAUGCUUGAUAAAACUCUGUGCAGUAGCCAAAUACAUGUUUGUUACAUGUAAGAUUGAAGAAGGCAUACAGUACUGCUUACUUGUUUGGAUGACUUGCUGAAUGGUAGUAUAUAUGCUAUUUUAAAAAAAGUGUGUAGCUGUUAUCAGACAUCUGACAGCAGUGGUGUGUUGUGCUUAUAUGUACUGUAAUUUAUGCUUUAAUGUACUGUAUUAAAAUUAAGAAAUGUUAAAACUA
Messenger RNA from Stegostoma tigrinum, 5666 nucleotides. RefSeq names its product platelet-activating factor acetylhydrolase 1b, catalytic subunit 2 (gene pafah1b2). The record is from RefSeq and is a predicted model, not a curated record. Bases 266 to 955 code for a protein of 229 amino acids. The transcript is spliced from 6 exons. NCBI's taxonomy places the organism in Eukaryota, Metazoa, Chordata, Chondrichthyes, Orectolobiformes, Stegostomatidae.